AUGACUUUGAAACGGAUUCACCGUGAAGUCGCUGAUCUGAAGAAAGAGGAUUUGGGUGCGAUGACACUCGGACCGUCAGACGAUAACUUGUUCCUAUGGAAAGGACAGAUUCCCGGACCAGCCGGCAGUGUUUAUGAAGGCGGGAUGUUUGAUUUAGAUGUCAAUCUCGCGUCGGAUUAUCCCUUUACCGCUCCCAGAGUCACAUUCAAGACCAGGAUUUACCAUAUGAAUAUUUCUGAACGCGGCGACAUAUGUAUCGACAUCCUGAAACACAAUUGGUCUCCGGCACUAUCGCUAUUCAAAGUCCUGCUGUCAUUGUCCUCUCUCUUGACGGACCCCAAUCCCCCAAUUCCUCUCUUAGUGAGUUCAAUAGCGAACCAGUACACAUCAAACAAGAAAUUACAUGACUCAACCGCCCGACAAUGGACGCAACUUUAUGCGAUGCCAAAACCUCCACCGCCGCCGCCUGCAGCUCCACAUUCAAAGGCAACAGCCUCGACGAGGGCUCGAGGAAAAGCCAAAGCCUCUAACCUUCCCAAUCCCACCAACAUCAAUUCAUCCUCGUCAUCGUCUACUUCAAGAUCUGCGCGCCUCGGAACACAGGAUACAAUCACAAUAGAAGACUCAGACAAUGAGGAUGAACAUCAGUCGCGUACUAGGUCGAAAGCAGGUUCCAAGAGGAAACGAGGGGCGGGUACCAAUAGUCUGGAUGCUGACAGUGCGACAACUGAGGAGUCUUUGGAUUUGGACGAUGAUGACGAAAUCGAGUUUGCUGAGGCAAGGAGGAGUCACAAGCGACCAACGAGGGCUACCCCUGCGGCGCGAGGGCGACACGUGGAUGAUUCGGAUGUUAUCGUGAUCGACGAUGAAGAUUAA
Lentinula edodes (shiitake mushroom) is the source of this 876-nucleotide messenger RNA. Its product is annotated as ubiquitin-conjugating enzyme/RWD-like protein. The transcript is spliced from 5 exons. Gene Ontology annotation, biological process: protein polyubiquitination. Gene Ontology annotation, molecular function: ubiquitin conjugating enzyme activity. Gene Ontology annotation, cellular component: nucleus. The record is from RefSeq and is a predicted model, not a curated record. NCBI's taxonomy places the organism in Eukaryota, Fungi, Basidiomycota, Agaricomycetes, Agaricales, Omphalotaceae. The coding region runs from base 1 to 876 and encodes 291 amino acids.